Messenger RNA from Condylostylus longicornis, 1133 nucleotides. RefSeq names its product ketohexokinase-like. The transcript has 4 exons. Lineage: Eukaryota; Metazoa; Arthropoda; Insecta; Diptera; Dolichopodidae. Gene Ontology annotation, biological process: fructose metabolic process. The record is from RefSeq and is a predicted model, not a curated record. The coding region runs from base 196 to 1122 and encodes 308 amino acids. Gene Ontology annotation, molecular function: ketohexokinase activity.
UCAUAGGCGUAAACGUGUAAUCUUUAAAAGUAUUAGAAGCGUAAUAUUGAUAAACUUUCGUUUUGUAUUUUUUGCUUUUUUUAUUUCCAGUUUAGUUUUAUUUUAAUAUUGUGACUGACAAGCGAAAAGUGAUACUAGAACUAAAAUAAUAAGUUAAUUACGAUAUAUGUAUACAAUAAAAAUAAAGUAAACACUAUGUUGCAUAAUGAGGAGAUCAAGAAACGUAUCAUGUGUGUUGGAAUGUGUGUUUUAGAUAUUGUUCAUGUUUGCGAAAAAUUUCCCGUGGAAGAUACUGAUAAAAGAUGCUUGCGAGGUCAUUGGCAAAGAGGUGGCAAUGCAUCAAACAAUUGUUCAGUUUUACGUCAGUUAGGUGCUGAAUGUGAAUUUUUAGGAAUGUUAAGUAAUUCUAAAGGAUUUCAAUUUUUAAAAGAAGAUUGUCAUCAAAGGUUGAUACACAUUGAAAAUUGUCCCAAUAUUGAUAUAGAUCCUCCAUUUUCAUCCGUAAUAUUAAAUGAAGAAAAUAGUUCACGUACAAUAAUACAUUCAAAUCCAAAUUAUCCAAUAUUAAAAUACGAACAUUUCGAAAAUAUUGAUUUGAGUUUAUAUAAAUGGAUUCACUUUGAGGGUCGUAAUCCUGAGGAAACCACACGUAUGAUAAAAAAAAUUGUAGAAUACAAUAAAAUUGCCAAACCAGAAGACCAUAUUAAAAUUUCAGUAGAGCUUGAAAAAUUAAAACCCGAAUUAUUAGUAUUAACAGAUCAAGCUGAUGUUGUAUUUAUGGCCAAAGAUUUAGCAAUAUUUUUCAACUUUUUUACACCAAAAGAAGCUGUUUUUGGAUUAAGGAAUAUGAUUUCAAACAAAAAUAACAUUAUAAUUUGUACUUGGAGCUCUGAAGGCUCAGCAGUAUUAGAUUCAACAAAUAAUUACGAAAUCAUACCAGCUUUUCCACCAGAUAAUAUUAUUGACACAUUAGGUGCUGGUGAUAGUUUUUGUGCUGCUGCAAUUUAUGCUUUAAGUAAUGGUGAAAAUUGUUUUAAAUCUGUAGAAUUUGGUAAUCGUAUUGCCGGGUUCAAACUAUCUUUUUAUGGAUAUGAUAAAAUAUCUGAAUUUAAUAAAAGCUAAUUUAUAAAAAA